Messenger RNA from Melampsora larici-populina 98AG31, 1251 nucleotides. RefSeq lists its product as uncharacterized. Gene Ontology annotation, cellular component: mitochondrion. The record is from RefSeq and is a predicted model, not a curated record. Gene Ontology annotation, biological process: phosphatidylethanolamine biosynthetic process. Gene Ontology annotation, molecular function: phosphatidylserine decarboxylase activity. NCBI's taxonomy places the organism in Eukaryota, Fungi, Basidiomycota, Pucciniomycetes, Pucciniales, Melampsoraceae. The transcript is spliced from 4 exons. The annotation marks the transcript as partial.
AAAUUCUCAGCACGAUUGACUCAUCGCUUAAAGUCUACCAAAACAAAUUGGAAUCCGAUCCCAAUAUGGGUAGGAGGAUCCUCACUAGUGAUAUUGGCCUAUCUCAAGCGAUCUGAGAGAUCGGAUGAAGAAAAGGAUGGAGCCGGAGUCAAGAUUGAGGGGCCAUGGCAGGUCCAUGUGCUUGGUGCACUUCCCCUUAGAAGUAUCAGUCGACUUUAUGGGAUGCUCAAUAGCUACACAUUACCCGUUUGGUUCCGAGUCCCUGGUUACCAAAUUUACUCUUGGAUCUUCGGUGUUAAUCUUGAAGAAGCUGAAGUUCAAGAUCUUCGAGAGUUUAAAUCAUUAAACGAAUUCUUCUUACGAAAACUUCGUCCUGAAUGUCGUCCGAUCUCUCAAACCUCUCUACUUGUCUCUCCUGCUGAUGGUCGGAUUGUGAAUUUUGGAACCAUCGAUGGUCGUCGGGUGGCAUCAGUCAAGGGAAUGUCGGCAAUUGACGCACUCUUAGUCGGACCCAAAUCUUCAAAUCCGAGGCAAAUCUCCGAUCGAAAGCGUUCUUCUGAAGAAAGCUCAGUAGCCGAUUCGGAGUUUGCCAAUAUCAAUGAUAUAUCAUACUCGGUAGAUCAGCUCAUGGGUUCUGGCUCAGCAUCAGAUCAAGAGGAGCCUAAGGAUGUGUCAGUGAAGACUGAGGUACCGCUCAAGUCAACUGCCAAGGUGAUGAUGGACGUCGCAAAGGGUCAACUUGAUAUGAAUCCUCGGGAAGGACAUCGAAUGUUCUUUUUAGUGGUUUACUUGGCGCCAGGUGAUUACCAUCGAUUUCAUUCACCUGCCGAUUGGAUGGUGGAACGUCGUCGCCACUUUGCUGGCGAGUUGUUCUCCGUCUCCCCAUGGAUGCUCGGCAAAUUAGCAGACCUAUUCGUAUUGAAUGAGCGUGUAGCCCUCUUGGGUAAAUGGCGACACGGUUUCUUUUCCAUGACACCAGUGGGAGCUACCAAUGUGGGUUCAAUUAUGAUCAAUUUUGAUCGUGAACUAAGAACCAACACACCUCAUCGAUUAGGAGGCUUUCAAGAAGCCUUGUAUAAUAAAGGUGUGAUGGGUGGUCAAGCUUUAGGAAAAGGUGAUGAAAUGGGAGGAUUUAGUCUUGGAAGUACGAUUGUGUUGGUGUUUGAGGCACCUGAAACGUUUCGAUUUGAGAUUAAGAAGGGAGAUUUGGUAAAAGUGGGACAAGGGAUUGGGACGAUUGGUGAAGACUAA